AUGCGUCCUUCUUCGCGCGCCCUUGCAGCUUUACUCCACCACGCUGCCGUAUUUCAGCCCCAUAUUCAUUCCUCUCCGUGCGUUAUUUGUGACGCUGCGGUGACGGCAGCAGCAGCAUCUCAAGACGCGUGUGGCAUUUCGCCUCCAAGGGUACUUUCUCCGCCUACAAUUUCCGCCUCCGCGCAGGCCGUAACGCAUUCCAUCGUGAACCCCACAAGCCAGGGAUGGUCCACCACCCUGGAAAGACGAAGGGAAGGUUUGGAGUUAUGGCUGCAGCGACGCAAAGAGUGGGUUGAGAAACAGCAUGGGAUGGAUAAGUUGCGCCUACAGAACUGCUGGGAGGCCUUCUGCGAUUUCACGCGGACGCUGACGAAGGACGACAUUGCAGGCACAAUCGACUUCCUUGACCAGUUCUGCGAGGUAGAACUGGAGGAAAGGAAGCCCACUGCAACGCCAAGUGGCUCACAUUCCAUGUACCAAGCGAAGGGGCAACCGCAACACCAGAAGUCAGUCUCAAACAGUCUUUUUCAUGGGAAGGAGGGGUCCGAAAAUGUUUUCCUAACUUACAUUCAAACGUCGAUGUCUGCACCAGCGGAUAUUGAGCGACAAAGACGCUUCCAACGUACAAUUUUAGACUUUCGUGAGGUGGCCAAUGACCUCGGUUUGCCUUUCUUUGUGUGUUGCGGAACCGCCUUGGGAGCCCACCGUGAGGGGUACUUUAUUCCUCAUGACAAAGACAUUGAUGUGGGUGUUUUCUAUGAGGACUUGCAGCGCCUCGGUGGGACUGUGGAAGAGGAUGCGCAGCGCGCCGUUGUUUCGCUUUUAUCACGUGUGGCGCUGAGCGGCCAUUUUGUGUUGUUUGACAUCUGCGGGGCGGUGGAGAAGGGGCUGGAGCUGCGUUUCUUGCAUCAUGAGACGCUGGUGGCACUUGACCUGAAUGUGUACUACACACCUCUCGCGGAGGAUGCGGAGCUCGUCACUCAGAGUGGUCCGUUUAUAUGGACGGCAUCGCACUACGAAGCUGCGGCUUCUCGCCGUCACGGCAUGUAUCGCUACCGGCACGCACCCUUUUGUGAGUCGCUGAGUCGACUGCCCUUCUGCGACCCCGCUGAGGCUUCACAGGCCGAGGGAUUUUUGGUGCCGCCAACGUCGUACCUUGUGGAGUACUUUGGGGAGGACUGGCGGACGCCGCGGGAGUACACGUACACGGAGGCUCUGCGGAAUGGGGAGUACAAGAACAUCGUUGAGGAAUGA
This is a messenger RNA of Trypanosoma rangeli, 1254 nucleotides long. RefSeq lists its product as uncharacterized. The transcript has a single exon. The record is from RefSeq and is a predicted model, not a curated record. Lineage: Eukaryota; Euglenozoa; Kinetoplastea; Trypanosomatida; Trypanosomatidae. Bases 1 to 1254 code for a protein of 417 amino acids.